Messenger RNA from Punica granatum (pomegranate), 3757 nucleotides. The record is from RefSeq and is a predicted model, not a curated record. NCBI's taxonomy places the organism in Eukaryota, Viridiplantae, Streptophyta, Magnoliopsida, Myrtales, Lythraceae.
AGGACAGGAAUAGGCAGAAAUGAGUGGAGUGCGCUUUCAAGCACCAUACCCAUUGCCUUCUAAGCAUCCUCUCCUCUCCCUUCCAUCUUGUAUCCAUUCCAUCUUUUGUAAUCAUUCCAGAUCAAUAAAGAACUUUUUCAUAUCGUCUUAAUCCCCUCUCAUUUGGUUCUCCGGGAAGUUCCUCCGGUAGGGAACGGCCACCCUUUUAUCUUAAAGAUGGGGCAAACAGGCCAGCAGCAGUCAUCAGAUCUUCUCACCAGAGAAGCCAGACGCCGACAACAGAGGCUGGACUUAUUGGGCUUGACCCAACUGACAAAUCGGACAAUGGCUCAAGCAGUUCCUGCUCAAAGCCGAUCAACAGCCCAAAUGCAAAUAUUGCAAUUUGGAAGAGAGAAGGCAAAAUUUGGGAAUCUAAGCCUAGACAUAUAUCAGACUUCAAACCAGUCUUAUAGACCUAAGAAGGCUCAUCUAGAUCGAAAUAAUUUCUCAAAGGAGCAAUUAUGCCUGUUAGACCAUUUCUGGGUCGGACUACACGCUAACCCAAUAAAUGUAAAAAAACUUUCCCAUGUGGUGAAUUGUUUAGCAGAAUACUUUGCUACUACACCACAAGGAGGAUACCCAUUUUUUGUGGUAUUAAACGGACAGAUGCCUGGUGUCUUCAACAGCUGGACGGACGUCUUAGACCAAAUCCAAGACUUCUCAGAGGCCCAAUGGGAGGGAUAUCACACUCUCCAUGAAGCUUUUGCAGUGGCAAGAUCUAGGAUUGGGAUAAACUAUUAUGUUUGCCCAGCCCUACGCCAUUAUCAAGAUUCAUCUCAGGAGGCAUCCACUUCCCAAGGACCUUCCAGGGAACAGACAAUGGCAGGACUCUUUUGUUCCUCCUGCCAAGGUAAUGAGCAGACUAUCAAAAGGCUCACUUACACUUUGGACAAACAUACCAGUGAGGAAAUGAAGAUGAUAGAAGAGAAUGACCGCCUACAGAGAGAGUUGAGUGCGGCAAAGAGAGAGAUAGAAAGACUAAGAGCGAUUGAGAGAGCUUGCAUAUCCACCACUCCCAUACCCCCACAAAUACAGCCCUCUCAAACACAAACCCAAACCCAAAGCCAGACACAGAUGGCGCAGCCAUCUCAGGUCAGUGCGGAGACCCAAUUGAAUGCCGCAAUGCCGCACCUACUCCCUUGCAAAAGGCCAAGGGCAGGGAUCUCAAGACCUUUGAUGGCUGAGAGUUUGCCAGAAAGUACUCUAUCCGUAGAACAGACUACGGCACAGACCACACAGCCUGGUAUAGUGAUCUGUGAAUCAUCAACUGCCCAGGCUAUCCAGACACCUCAGAGGACUAAACAAGUCCUACCAGAAGACAUCAUGGCCACGAUUAAUGCCAUGAGAACUGAAGAUCAGGCCCGAAAAGAAGCAAAGAGGGCCAAGAAGAAACAAGAAAUGGCUGAAAUGAUAGCCAUGAUGCUCAGGAAGAGUGGUCUCCAGCCCCCGCCAAUGCAGACAGACUCACCACGGUCCAAUUCAAGCACCAAAGAUGUCGACCUUGACCAAGACACAGACAAUUAUCUCGCCGCUUUAACACAGAUGAGUAAUGAAGCCCGUGAAGAAGCAGCCAGCAGCCCACAAGGCCAUCUGGACACCAACCCAGGGGGUGGUCGAUGAUGAUACUUGCAGCAUUGGGGUCUAGCGAAUACAGCCUCGAUGGCCACGGACAAUUCGUGGGGGUUGCCAGCGGUGGAUGGUGUUAGCAGAAGGUGCUGAUCGGUGGUCUGCACAUAACAGUAGUUGAGGAUGGUGAUGAUCAAUGGAAGCUCUAGCUCCAGUGGGCUGUGACCGGGGCGAGGUCAGUGAAGGUUGCAUCAUCAGGCAAUGAUUGUUGGUAUAUCGGUCGAAGCAUAUACAUCGUUAAAGAUAUUUUAGUAUCAUGUCUUUUAUGAUAUGUACUCGUAUCUAUUAGAUCUUGUAACACGGGGAGAGGGGGGUCAUUCUCGUAAGUCUUGUGACCUACGGCUAAUGUAGCCUCGCCAAAGGUUGUACAGUGUAUUGAGGGUGGAAAGGUUGAUGAAGAACUCCGGCUCCUGAUAGCGGAUGACCAGAGGACCAUGGCAAUUUACUAUUUGAGAAGAAGAAGGGCGAUUCGGGAAGCGAAAAUGGAUCUUAACUGACCGGGCUAUACCCGACUUGAUGGCAAUGUUCAGGCAUUCAGUCGAUUGAGUAGUUUUCCCAAUUUUAGUACGAUUGUCAAUAAUUUGUCCCCGUCUUGUUUGAUUGCACGCACCGGACAUAACUUAGCCUCAUGUACUUUAUCGUUCAUUUCCCCACAAACAAAUAAUAAAUAAUAAAAAUAAUAAAUAAGCAAAAUGGUCCAACCGAGUGAUCAUUCUUAACGUGGACAUGUGACAACCUUGUCUCAGCAGCAACGUGUCCCAGUGUGAACUUUCCACAUGUGGCCACUAGUGAAUUGAGGAACUAAUUGCUGGAUAUUAUCGGUCUUUUUCUUUUUUUUUUGAGUUCACUGGCCGGCGUCUGGAGUUUAAUGGACGACUAAUCUCUGAUCAAGUCAGGGUCCUAGCACGAAUGGUAUAAAUCUCUUUUAAUUAUAUAUAUUUUUUCAUUCAUAAUAUUUGAAUUUGAGAUUUUACUUAAAUAAGUUAAAUCACUCUGAUCAAUCCAUAUAGUGAUUUUAAAUUUUAAUUUACAGACCAAAUAUAUAUAUUUUUUUUAGAAAAUGGAAUUUUUAGAUGGAAACCCCUCCACCCAAUGAAGGUCCAUGUGAGGCUGGUUGAGGGUUUAUUUGUCAUGGUAAUUAUCAGUGCUUGUCUUUAUGGGUCUUUCAUAUAACCCAUAUACUAUUAUAUUAAUUAAAUUAACGUUCAACCAAAAAAAUAAAUUAAAAAUCCUUAUCUGCCAAGAAGGGUCAUCGUUCCGACGCCCUCUCCCCCUCGUCUGCCGAGAAACCUUUUCAGACUCCCGCUAUCCACCUCCUCCUUCUCCUCAACCCAUUUAUUCUUUAAGCUUGACUUCCUUCCCUCCACCGGAUCCUCUCCGACCGCUACAUCCCCACCUCCACCUGCUUAAACCUCUUCAACUUCCUCCUGUAGACCCCGCCGCCCUCACUCUCCUUCCGGUCCCACAGUUCCUCAUCUGCCGACUCUUCUGAGCUACCAACUUCUCCGAAGCCGAGAAGCUGGUGAAAUCCGUCUCGGUGUAUCAGAUCCUCACACACCCUUUUCACCAUGUUAGUAAUAACAAUAAAAAAUUUAAAGAAAACAAAAGAUAAGAAUGCUUUGAUUGGAGAAAAGGUAAAGGCCCUGACUUGCCAUCGUACCCCGAUUGGGGUCGUCGAUGACCUUGAAGGACGUUGACUACCCCAAUCAAGGGAUGGUGAUCGGGAUUGAAGCCCUAUUCGCUGAUAUCGGGAGAAUCCUUAAGGGUGGUGGUUAGGAUCGAGAUCUCACCCAUCGAAAUAAGGAGAAUCCCCCAAUUUGAGGAUUCUUCCGAUUCUGCCUGUCCACUACUCCACUAAUUAGGUUCGUCGAUGCCCUUUAGGAUCACCGACAGACUCUAAUCGAGAGACGAUGUUUCACCCUUUCUCCGACCAAUACUUUUCUCACUUUUUUUCCUUUAUUUUUUUAAUUUUUUGCUGAAGUGAUAUAACGCCAUUUACCACGUAGACACCUUUUUUCGCCAAGCCAGCAAAAUGGACGAAAAAUGACAUAAAUGCCUAACGUGAUAAGAAUAUCAAAGUUCAUGUAUUUUU